UCAAAUAUCCUCAUACUUACCUGCUGGUUGUCGUGAUUUUGUGGUCCAUGAGGGACUGAUGGUGCAACGAGGGGAGGAGAGAAGACAGAGCCACAGAGGAUUUAGUCUCUGAGAACGCCCUGAACAGUGAGUUAGCAUCAUCUCAAAGAGAAACAUGCACCUACAAUGUGGUCGUUAAAUAUAAAUGGUUGAGAUUCUGAUCUGUGAAAAAUGAGUUGGAUGCUCUCCAUCUGGGUGGCGGCGGCCCUGCUGGCUCUCUGUAAGGGACAAAACACUGUGCAUGAAGGAAAUAGCCUGUCUGCAUCUGGCUACCAUCUGUGUAUCAACAAUGAGACGAGGAAUGUGAGUUUCCUUGUGGUGCACACAGUCUCCGAUACUGUGACAAAGAAAUGUGGCGACUGGCUCCUCUGGAGGACGUGCACAGUCACAGUUUACAAGAUGACCUACAAGACUGAGUACAAGACAGUGACGGAGCAGGUGACCAGAUGCUGCAACGGCUACGAACAAGUCGGCCGUUACUGCGCCCUGCCUGUAAACAGGAGUGUUGAGUUCACUGCCAAGCCAGGAUCCUGUCCAACUGCGGAUGGAUUGCAUCCCAGAUAUGAGGACUGCGAGUGGGACAUGGACUGCCCAGGCUGGCUGAAAUGCUGCCAGAGUUUGCGUGGCUUUCUCUGCAUUGAUCCUGCAAGCUCAGCAAAUUAUUCAGAGAAUGGAGGAUGCCGUUUUAACGCAACCGUGACAGUGAAGACAGAUUACCAGCAACUGAUGUCCAAUGAAAGAGGACAUCUGAAUCAUAUAAGACUGCUACAAGCAAUGGUGACUGGAGCUCUGCAGUCUGAUGUCUCAGUGUAUUACCUCAGCUCGCAGCCUGUGCAUCCCUACAGAAGUGCCACCUCACUGCUGAUUGAAUCCAACUGUACUCUGUCUCUGUACAAUGUCACGUCAAAGCUGCAUCUUCUCCUCAAACACAUACAGGAAGUGUCGUCUGUAACUGUGGAAGAUGUAGAUGAGUGUGCAGAGCCUGCUCUCCGUCAGUGUUCCCCUCAUGCAGAUUGCAACAACACAAUGGGCUCCUACCACUGUGCCUGCCGCCAAGGAUAUAUUGAUGUUGACCCCAAUAACCCUGGAGCCCAUUGCACAGCUGACGUCAUGGUGGCGACAACCACAGAGCCCCCUUUUACCUACCUUCCACCCAUGACCACAACCUGCCCCCCAGCAUUCACCACUGAGACCAGCAUGACUACAGCUCUGAGUAAUACAAGCUCUGUCCCUUAUAAUAAUUCAUCACAUGCUCCGCAGUGGACAACUUCUGCACCAUAUAGCAGCAUGAGCUCAACUGUAGAGUCACCUCUGCCGACAACCACAUGCUCUCCUCCCAGCAUCACCAGCGUAUGGGCGGCUAACGUCACCGGAACCUCCUUUUGUGUCUACUGGUCCAGCCACUUUCAGACAAACCAGACCUACCAGGUUGUCCUGAGCAAUGGGUCAGAGGUCAUUCAGUCUUGGGGAACCAGUCAGACCAUGUUGGAGGUGAGGGAUCUACUGCCUGGGGUGCUCUACAAUGUUACUGUCACGCCUCGGUCCUGUGGAGGCCAAGGAGUCGCACUUCAAGUAUCAGUCAAGACUGAUGCUCAGACUCUUGACGUCACAGUGCGACUAACCAACAUCGAGUUUACUGCUGAUCUGCAGAACACCAGCAGCCAGGCCUACGAAAACCUCACUGAGAGCAUUGGAGCGGAGAUCUACCAGUCUCUGUCUCCAGAGAUCAAGGCCCUGGUGGAUUCACACCAGGUCAGAAUUGAGAUCAGAGGCUUCUCGCCGGGAAGCGUGGUGGUCAUCUUUUCCAUCAUCUCCACCCCGAGUCAAAGCCAAGACAUCAGUAAUGUGUUGACGGCUGUGCUGAACUCCCUGAUAAACAUCACCAAAUACGCUGUGGAUAGAAACAGCACAAGCACAACUGAUUUUAACGAAUGUGCUUCAGGGGAAAAUGACUGUUCGCAGUCGGCUACAUGUACAAACACCUGGGCCUCCUACACAUGUGUUUGCCAGGAUGGAUUCAUAGACAACAACCCAGAAAGGCCUGGACGAGCCUGUCAGGCAAUCGCAACCACCACGACUGCCCCUACUACCACCACAACUGCUCUUAUAACCACCGCGACUGCCCCUACAACCACCGCUAUUGCCAUUACAACCACCACUACUGCCCCUACAACCACUGCUGCCCCUACAACCACUGCUGCCCCUACAACCACCAUGGCUGCCCCUACAACCACCCCUACAACCACUGCUGCCCCUACAACCACCAUGGCUGCCCCUACAACCACUGCUGCCCCUACAACCAUUACUACCCCUACAACCACCAUGACUGCCACUGCAACCACCAUUUCUGCCCCUACAACCAUUGCUGCCUCUGCAAUUACCACUACUGCCCCAACAACCACCAUGACUGCACCAACAAUAACUGCUGCCCCUGCAAUCAUCACUACUGCCUCACCAACCGCCACAACUGCACUAACAACCACCACAGCUGCCCCAACAACCACCACAACUGCACCAGCAACCACCACUACUGCGUCAACAAUCACCGCUGCCCCUGCAAUCAUCACUACUGCCUCAACAACCAUCACUGCUGCCCCAACAACCACUACUUCCCCAACAACCACCACUGCUGCACCAACAACUGCCACUGCCGCAACAACCAGCGCCCCAAUAACCACUGUUACUGCACCAACAACCACCACUACUUCUACAAUAACCACUAUUCCUACAACCACCACGACUACUUCAACAACUACCACCUCUACUGCAAUGAUACCCAUGACCUCUACCCCUACAACCACUCUUACCAUACCCACUACCACCAUUACUUCUCCUACAACCAGUGGUGGUGCCGUGAGAACUGCCACCACAGCCAUCUCAGUCCAGUGCAGACUUGCUGCCAUCACUGUGACAAUUGACAGGGAUUUUCUUCAGAACAACAACAUCCGGGAGAGCACCCUAUAUUUAGGCUUGCCGGAAUGUGGCGUCAAUGGAGGCAAUGCCACCCAUGCCCAGCUGACGGUGGCCUGGAAUGAGUGUGGCACCAGCCUCGUGCAUAAUGACACCUACUACACGACAUCUGUAACCCUGUUUAACUCCAUGGACAUGUACACGUCAUCCAGUGGAGCAGUGGAGGUACCCAGAAAACGCUUGGAGGUUCCCAUCAUGUGUACCUACAUGAAGAGCAUGCUCAUCUCCGCUGACUUCGGCUCCAUGGGGUAUGACAUGAUCCAAGACCUCAUCAUGGGCUCUGGGUCAUUCCAGGUGACAGUGCAGCUGAUGAACGGCACAAUGCCUCUACCCCACAACUACAGUCUGUCGUCCGAGGAGACUGUGGUGGUGGAGGUCAGCGUCAACACCUCCUCAGACCAGAUUAAAGUGGUCAUCAACAAAUGUUGGGCCACUCCCACCCAAAACCCUGCGGACACCCCCAGCGAAACCUUCCUGGAGAACAGCUGUUCCUUGAACCAAUACACCACAGUGCUGAUGAACGGGAACUCCAGCACUUCACGUGUGUCUGUGCAGAUAUUCUCAGUUGUCGACAUGGAUGUGAUUUAUCUGCACUGCCAGGUCCAGAUCUGUGUGGAGAUUGGAUCGGAUACCUGUGUGCCUGACUGUCUACAAAGAACAUCUCGGUCUUCACACACAAUCGGAUCGACUCUUAGGACCUAUGGGCCUGUGUGGAGGUCAGGUGAAGACUCCUUGGAAGAGGGUUACACCACUCUUCACAUAGUUGGACUCUCCUGUCUCGGAAUUGGCCUGUCGCUCUUAUUCAUCAUUGGUUUCCUCUGCCUUUUCUACUACCAGAGGAACCGCAUUGGAAACUACAACUUCAACGCCAAACCCAAGCAGGAGAACUUCACCUACCUUGUCUUUAACACCUAGGGGUGCAGCAGAUACAUUUAGUAGGCUAUUACAGUACAGCUGCCACCGGGUGGCACUGUUGCCCCACUCACAUUUUAGUUCUCACCAAACACUGCAAAUCUUUGCACAUUAAACAAUGAAGGAAGUACAGAUUAUAUUUAUUUUUCACCUUCUCCAUUGACAUAUAUUUAAGAUAUUAAAAUGAUAGAGUAGUUUCACACAGAUUAUACAUAUUUCCUGAAUGUUAAACUUUAAAGGUUCAGUGUGUAGGAUUUAAAGGGCUAUAUUGGCAGAAAUGGAAUAUAAUAUAAUAAGCAUGUUGUAUUUGGUGAAUAAUCACUGUAAAAUAAGAAUAGAACAGUUUUUGUUACCUUACAAUGAGCUGUUUAUAUCUGUAAAGGGAGCGGGUCCACUGCCACGGAGAUCGCCAUGUUGCACCCCCAUACAGUAGCUCAGAUAGGGCCAUUUGUGUUUUUGCAUCGGCCACUGUAGUUUGCACCCCCUCUGCAACAAGAGCAUCGGGAAAAACAGAUUUUUUUUUUAACGUGAAACUGCUUUAUUCAGUGUUUUUACCGGUUUAAACCACCUGGUUGGUUAAUUUAGAGAAGAGACCUCUGCAUAUAAUUCAGCUCCCUGUAAAAUCUCCUGAAGUUCUGGAUUUUAAAUCAUCAGAGAUAAAAGGUGAUGGGCUAGCGGUUCGUCUCUGACAUGCCAAACAGCAUCAGAAAAACAUUGAUUUGUAAUGUGAAACAACUUUAUUCAGUGUUUUUACCGGUUUAUAUGAUCAGGUCUGUAUAUUUUGGAGAGGAAGAGACCUCUGUGGAGAAUUUGGCUCAUGGUAAAAAACCUCCUGAAUGUCUGGACAUGCCAAACAGCAUACGAGAAACACCAAACUCUUUUACACUGUCUGUUCAAGGUGGCAGUAUUGCCUCGCCGAGCUGUAUGUAAGGUACAAUUGCAGAAUAAGUGAACAGAAUUGUCUUACCUUCAAGCCACCAUGGGGGGGAGUGAAAGUGUCGAAACGGUGCCUGUAUAUUUCACUGGUUUUAAUCACCUGGUUUGUUUGUUUUGGAGCGGAAGAGAAGUCUACGGAUAAUUCGGCUCCCGGUAAAAACCUCCUGAACAAUAAACGCCCAAAAAAAGUCUAACCAGGAGAAGUUUCAGCAAUCUGCAAUUCUCUCUCCGCUAGAUGCCACUGAAUCCCCCUAAAUCUUACACACUGGACCUUUAAAGAAUAGAUAGAUAGAUAUGCCUUGUUAAGAUAAGAAAUGUCUGUGAACAACGUUUGAAGCUACAUUUGGCCCUCAGCCUAGACAAAGAGGCAUGAGGCAUGAUGAUACUGGAGAGAAAAUGAAAAUUUACAUAUUUAGAUAUUGAUAAUACCCAUUGAGUACAGAGAAUAUCUCACUAUAUCACAUCUACUUCACAUCAAAAAUUGUAAUGUAAUGAGUUUGCACUGAACUGCAUUGCAUAUCUUUGUAUAAGUUAUCAUGUCAUCAAAUGUGCUUAAUUUAUUGUGCAAUAUUGGUCAAGCACAGUUCUCACUUUAUUUUCUUUUAGCUGCUAUUUUUCUACAAUAACACAUUAUGUAUUUGUACUGUUUGUUACACAUUUUGUUGUCACUUAUAUGAUCUCUCCUGCUGUAAGUGGUGUAACAAUAAACAUG
Epinephelus moara (kelp grouper) is the source of this 5569-nucleotide messenger RNA. It is a transcript of the gene umodl1, whose product is annotated as uromodulin-like 1. Lineage: Eukaryota; Metazoa; Chordata; Actinopteri; Perciformes; Serranidae. The record is from RefSeq and is a predicted model, not a curated record. Gene Ontology annotation, cellular component: extracellular region; cell surface. Gene Ontology annotation, molecular function: protein binding; peptidase inhibitor activity; calcium ion binding. The coding region runs from base 211 to 3924 and encodes 1237 amino acids. The transcript is spliced from 17 exons.